Molecule: messenger RNA, 1548 nt
Organism: Caenorhabditis bovis
Lineage: Eukaryota; Metazoa; Nematoda; Chromadorea; Rhabditida; Rhabditidae
Source: the annotation of a GenBank genome assembly
AUGAUUUUAAAACUUCUCUCAGCAUGUAUCCGAAGAAGAAUAUUUCAUACUAGUUCUUUUACAACAAAGAAUGCUUCUCGGGUUCCUCUUUCCGAACCUAUAAAAAUUGGCGUAGAAGUUAAAAACGCUGCUAAAAAUGUUGCCGCAAAUUCCGAAGCUCGAAUAACUCGGCUUUCUAAUGGACUUCGUGUAAUCACCGAGCCAGCAUUCGGUGAUUUUGUGACGAUUGGCGUUGCCGUGGAAAGUGGUUGUAGAUAUGAAAACGGAUUUCCCAGAGGUACCGUUCAAAUGGUUGAAAAAACUGCAUUUGGGGCGUCGAAAAAAUUUCCAUCACGCGACGAUAUUUUUAAAGUUCUCGAGAAAAAUGGCGGAAUUAUUGAUUGCCAAAGCACACGAGACACAUUUAUGUAUGCCUCAAGCUGUCACAGAAAAGGAACAGAUUCAGUGCUCGAAAUUUUAGCAAACGCUGUUUUAAAUCCUCUACUUACGUCAGAAGAAAUCGAAACCGCCAAAAAUAUUAUUUAUUUUGAAUCGCUCGAUAUGGUGAAACGAAUCGAAUCAAUCGAGACACUUGUGACUGAUUAUAUUCAUCAAGCCGCAUUUCAAGGGAAUACCAUUGGGAUUCCCAAGUACGCCGAAGUUUCGACACAGUCCGACUUAAACAAACUUACGCAAAAACAUGUAGCCUCUUAUUUAAACGGUGCGCAUGUGCCAGAAAGAAUGGUUGUUGGAGGAGUUGGGGUGGACCAUGAUGAAUUUGUAAGCUCCGUAGAGAAGCAUUUCGACUGGAAUACGUGUUCGUGGAAAGAAACACCGUCGAUGAUAUUUGAAAAUGCUCCGGAAAUCGAUAAAUCAAAAGCUCAAUACACUGGGGGUGAAAUCAGGAAAGUCGAAGAUUUGACUCCUCUCACAAUUGGCACACCUUAUCCACUUCUUUCCCAUGUUUCUCUCGGAUUCGAAGGCUGUAGCUACAAAGAUGAUGAUUUUGUACCAUUUUGUGUUCUGCAAUCCCUUCUUGGUGGCGGCGGAGCGUUUUCAGCAGGCGGUCCUGGAAAAGGAAUGUAUGCCCGCUUAUACACAGAUGUUAUGAACAGGCAUCACUGGUUAUACAGCGCAAUUGCGCAUAAUCACUCAUAUUCAGAUAGUGGAUUGUUUACCAUUACAAGUAGUUGUCCUCCCGAAAACAUAAACGAAGCCCUGAUCGUAAUUGCGGAUCAAUUCCUCAGACUGCGACAUGGAAUUGAUCGACAAGAACUCGAACGCGCAAAAACACAACUUCGCUCCCAUUUAAUGAUGAAUUUGGAAGUGCGGCCUGUUCUUUUUGAAAAUAUGGUUCGUCAGUUGCUCGGUCACGAUGAAUGGAAAAAUCCAGAAGAAUAUGCGGAAAAAAUCAGAGCUGUAAGCGAAAACGAUAUUUUGAGAGUUUCCGAUAGAAUGCUUUCGACAAAGCCAUCAUUAGUUGGAUAUGGCGAUGUUUCACGAUUAGCGGAAUACAAAUUGGUUGAUCAAUCAAUCGCAAUGCGGACAGUAAAACCAUUGUUUAAAUAG